AAAGAUUCGUUGAUAAAACUAUUUCAAUAUUUCUAUGCGUAAGCAAAUGUGAGCGUAAUUGUCGAGUAUUAUAUUCUGGGGAGCCGUAAAAUUUGAAUAUUUGCUUCUAAAAAUGUCCUCAAAUAAUGAAACAAACUAUGAAACCGAUAUAAUCAUCGAAUUGUUGGAAAUUUACAUGAACAUGAUUCUAUUUGGGCGUGAAUUAUAUCCUCCUGCUGUAUUCCGUGAGCGCAAGGCUUACAACGUUCCUAUACGAGUUUCCAUCUUUAAACCGUUAAACGAUUACAUGGAAAAGACACUACUGAUCGCAAGGGAACUCAAACGACAGAAAAAACUCAGUAAAGUCGAAUUAUUAGUGUACAAAGAUGAUGCCGACGAUUAUCUUGAGAGCUACGUGUUUGAAUUAGACCAUCGGGAUUUCGCUCUAGAAACGGACGAACAUCUGAUCGAGCUGGAAGCACAAGUCCGAAAGUCGCUGCUAAAUCUAAACGGUCAACUUAAAGCACUGAACAAGCUACCGUCCAACGCAACAUUUAAAGUAUUGCUACACACCAUUGAAGCCGCUUUCGCACGUAUUGAAAAUAAUCCCAAACUACAGAAGCAUCCUUUUGUGCAACAAAUAGAACGGCCGCAAGCUUCAAAAUGCAGUAUACAGCUUCUACCGGUAUCGCACACAGCUACCGUUGGAAUUCAGUUUUAUGUAGAACAAUAUGUCCAUUAAAUGAGUAGAUCAACCUAAA
Sabethes cyaneus is the source of this 740-nucleotide messenger RNA. It is a transcript of the gene PolZ2, whose product is annotated as DNA polymerase zeta subunit 2. The coding region runs from base 113 to 721 and encodes 202 amino acids. The record is from RefSeq and is a predicted model, not a curated record. The transcript has 2 exons. Gene Ontology annotation, cellular component: zeta DNA polymerase complex. Lineage: Eukaryota; Metazoa; Arthropoda; Insecta; Diptera; Culicidae.